Zea mays is the source of this 1313-nucleotide messenger RNA. RefSeq lists its product as uncharacterized. Bases 156 to 1058 code for a protein of 300 amino acids. The record is from RefSeq and is marked predicted. The transcript has 2 exons. Lineage: Eukaryota; Viridiplantae; Streptophyta; Magnoliopsida; Poales; Poaceae.
AAAAAAAAAGAAGAAAAAAACCCUAACCACUCCGAUCGAAUCAUCCGAGGGCCGCAGCAGCCCGGCGAGGCUAUGUCUCAGGCAACCGCCGCCUCCCGGGAUCGCUUCCCCUGGUGAUACAACUCGGGCCGUUCAUUUCGUCUUUCCGUAGGGAUAUGAGGGCCGCUCCAACCGAUCCGCCCACGGCGCCGGCGAAGUCGAUGCUGAGGCGGCUGUUCGAUCGCCAGCUCCUGCGGAUCUCACCAGCGGAGCGUCUACCAUCGGCGGGGGCGGGAGAGAAGGAUGAGGCGGAGCCGAGCUCCGUGUGCCUGGACGGCAUGGUGCGCAGCUUCAUGGAGGACGACGUCGGCAGCGAGAAGGCUGCCCACGGGGGCCGGUACUGUAACUGCUUCCACGGAGGCGAUAAUUCAGAUGACGAGGAGGACGACGAAGCGGCGGCGGCGGCCUCCGACGUCGCCGAGACGAUCAAGGGCCUCGUCCACUGCGCCACGCUUCGGGAGCGCAACCUCCUCGCCGACGUGUGCGCGCACCUGGAGCGGCAUCGCGAGGCGGGGGCGCGGCGGCGCGACCUCCUCCGCCUGGUAGCCUCGUCGCUGCGCGGCGCGGGGCACGACGCCUCCGUCUGCGUCUCCCGCUGGGACAAGUCCCCGUCCCACCCGGUCGGCGAGCACGCUUACAUCGACGUGCUCCUCCCGGCGGCCUCGGACCGCGGCGCGCGCGAGCGCGUCCUGGUGGACGUGGACUUCCGGUCGGCGUUCGAGGUCGCGCGACCCACCAAGGCGUACCGCGCCCUGCUGCAGCGGCUGCCGGCGGUGUUCGUGGGCAAGGACGACAGGCUCCGCCUCCUCGUUGCCGCCGCCGCCGACGCCGCGCGCGCCAGCCUCAAGAAGCGCGGCCUCCACCUCCCGCCCUGGCGUAAGCCCGAGUACAUGCGCGCCAAGUGGCUCUCCCCCUACCACCGCGAGGCGCCGGUGGCCGAAGAGGCGGCCUCCGCCUCCGCGGACGAGGACGACGGGGACGGACCCGGACCCGGAACCGGAACCGGAACCGCGGCGUGACAACUGGACACUUGCAAUUUUUGUCUUGGAAGAGGUUGUAGCUGCAAAAGCUUGAGAUUCUCUUGAAAUUGAACUCUUUUUUCGGGGGUUGUACCUAGAGUAACUAUGGACUACGACGUGUGUGUGAGAGAGAGGUAUGCAUCACAGCAUCACUCAUCACUGUGCUGAGUACCGCGCGAGAAAUGAAGGCGAGGGGUAUGAUGGGUAGUGCUAGUUUUAGGAAGAGAAAUAAAGCAAAAUAUCGGAUUAAUAUCC